AUGAUUGCCGAAAAGACUGGUGUGCAAAAUACGAAGGAGCGCCUGAAAAGCUUUUGGACCACCCUGGGUGUUGUUUCUGCCCUCAUGGCCGCCUUGACCUAUCCGGCGGUCUCGGCUCCGUCUGUCAACAAGCACACCAGUGGACAUGGCCCCGGCACCGUCGAUGACCCCUUAUUCAUGUCGUACGUUCUUCUCAACACCAGCAGCCUAAUUCUGUCCUUCAUGGUGGUCAUCAUCUCGGUCGUACUGCUCGCGGAAGUGGAUCUUGUCGUAACAGAUGACGAUUUGGAGACCUUCAUUUCUCGCUACCAGUACUUGUUUUUGGGCCUAACCGGCAUAUUCGGCUUCUCAAUCUUGACUAUCAUCGCCUCUAUCAUCGUCAUCGGCUUCUUUAAUUACAACAAUGCAACCGCCAUUGCCUCCGCCGUCAUCUGCAUCACCGGCACUGUGAUUGUAGCCAUCGUGUCCACGUGGUUGGCUUUGUGGACACGUGCGCGGCUCAAGGUCCACAUAGCGGAGGCCAAUGAGCUGCUCAAGACCGCCGUCAGUCGACUUAGAAAAGCCAUAGCUCCUUCGCCCCCAUCAGCCGCCGCCACCGCCGCCGCCGCCACGGCCACUACCGCCCCAGCCGCCACUGGCACCGCCGUCGCCGCCAUAAUCGCUGGGGCUGGCGGCACCGCACGUCCUGUCGGUAGCACUAUGGUGGCGGUUGUGGACGAGGAUAACCCCUCACAUCCCCGGGGGAAGCCCUCCUUGUGA
Messenger RNA from Volvox carteri f. nagariensis, 759 nucleotides. RefSeq lists its product as uncharacterized. Bases 1 to 759 code for a protein of 252 amino acids. The record is from RefSeq and is a predicted model, not a curated record. NCBI's taxonomy places the organism in Eukaryota, Viridiplantae, Chlorophyta, Chlorophyceae, Chlamydomonadales, Volvocaceae. The transcript is spliced from 5 exons.